CUAAUUUCUUCCUCCUUCUACCGAAGAAUCUCUCCACUCUUUUCUCAUCUUCCUUCUUUCGAAACCCUAAACUAGAAAGACCAGAUUUUUAAUUUUUUCAGGGAACUGAGAAUAGAAAAACCAACUUGGGUUCUCGUAGGUUUUGUUUUUUCGUGUGAUCUUGGAUUUUGGUGGGUCAUCAUUUGGAAGCUUACCCACCAGCGGCGGAUCAACUGUGCCGAUCCCUGGGUUCUCUGCAUGCCAAAUCGCCGGAGUGAUUGUCACUGUAACCUCCUUCCCGGCUAAUACGCCGGUGAAAUCUAUGGUUGGUGGUCAGAUUUGGAGCUCUGUGUCAUUUCCAAUUGUUUGUGCAUCUGGUGGAGGAUAAAUGCUCCUUGUUUUGGAUCUAGGGAUUUCGACUCUUGUCCUUGUGAUCUCUCUUGUUCUUCCUCUGUUCGCCUUCUUUGUUCGGCGAAAAUGGAGGCUAGCGGCCGUAAGAAGGCAGGAAAUUCAGAGACUUCUUAUUCAUGCUUCUGAGGAGGCUGCUAGGGCAGAACUUGAGGCCUCCUUCGAGUUCUCUUCUGUGCCCGUCUCUAAUAACUUCCAGUGUCCCGUGUGCUUUUGUCUUGCCACGACUCGGUGCUCUCGGUGCAAAGCCGUGCGGUAUUGUUCCGGGAAAUGUCAAAUCAUCCACUGGCGGCAAGGUCACAAAGAUGAAUGUCGUCUUGCUUCUAUCAUAUAUAAUACUGACGAUGAGAAAAGUGACACUGACUGGAAAUUCAGUGAAGAAAAUAAAGGGAAUACUGAAGCUUUAUUGGUGUAUCCAGAACCAGUUCCUAUACCAGUCAGGGAAGCAAUAUUCUCUAAUCCUGCUAGAUCUCCUGAAGAUGAGAAUGGAGAUAGUGCAGAUAACAAAGAUGACCUUAUAGAUAAGGAAGAAGCUGUUUCUGUUGCUGAUACAUCUGGAUCGUCGUUUUCUGGCUUCUCCUCCUCCCCUCGUAAUGACUCUGGUGAUGAGAGUUCUCUUUGUGAGAGCUUCAGUUCAUCUGAUUCCGAGAGAUCCGAGUCCCCCCUUGAUGCUCAUGUUUCUGUAGAGGAGACCUGUUUAAGCACAAUUGAUGAUGCUCCAUCCAAACCGUUAACUCCUAAAUUUGUGCAUUUGGUUGAGUCUAACUUGCCCAAAUUAAGCCUGAAUAAAGCUGGGGGUGAUACUGGGCAGAACCAGAACCAAUCAAGUAGCUUACAGUCGUUAGUUAUGGAAAAGCAUCGAAGAUCAGCGGACCCGUCUCCUCUGAAGUCAUCUGAUUUUUGGGGUACGACUCUUGGAUCAGCAGAAGCUGUAAGGGAAACUUGUUAUAAUUCUAAAUCUCGUGGACCUGUUAAAUCCUCUUUGCAUUUCUCCUUUGGCUCCUCCAGAGACACCUCAGCUACUAAAGUUUCUCAGCAUAGGAGUAGCGAAGCGGACGAAGCUCCUAGGGUUGCAUUAGGGACUGGUGAUUUUUCUGUUGAGGUGAAUGUAAAAGAAAGAAUUGCUAACAGAUCUGAUGCAGCUGAAAUCUCAUUACCAUCUUCCUCUUCUACUGAUGCGCGGGGACCUUUGAACACUACUGCUCUGACCCCUGUGACACUUCAGAAGUUAAAGAGCACCAGUAGUGGAAGUGGUUGUACGUUGGCCCCUUUGAAGGUUGGGGAAGUCCAAAUUUUGGCAUCUAAGGCCCCAAAUACUAGUGAGUGUGCUGAUGUUGAGAAACAUUCUCCUCUAGGUGCAAAAUCUGGAAGAGUUCUUGACCAUCAGAAACAGAAUGGUGUUGCCGUUCACCAUAUAAAUUCUCUACAUGGAAGAAAUGGUUUGAAGGCAUCAGUGCUAAAAGUUGUAGACCAGUGGACUAGACCGAAGUCAUCGGCUGAGAAUGAGAUGGCAGGAAGACAUGGUCAUAAGGGGCUCUUUCCAUAUGAAUUAUUUGCUAAGCUGUAUACGAAUAAAAUUGAGUUCCAGCCUUGUGGCCUCAUCAACUGUGGUAAUAGCUGCUUUGCUAAUGUUGUCUUCCAAUGCCUGAUGCUCACUCCUCCUCUGACCUCCUACUUCCUUCAGCAAUUCCAUUCUAGAGCAUGUCCAAACAAAGAACAGUGCUUCACCUGUGGGUUUGAGAACCUGGUCUUACUGGCAAAAGAAGGGAAGUCUCCACUGUCCCCUAAUGGGUUGCUAUCACAGCUGCAGAAUAAUGGAAUCUAUCUUGGGAAUGGCAAGCAAGAAGAUGCACAUGAAUUUCUCAGGUUUGUUGUCGACAUAAUGCAGUCUGUGUGCAUUAAGGCAUCUGAAUAUGAUAUGCAAAAGACUAGGAAACUCGAAGAUACAACUCUAAUUGGUUUGACAUUUGGGGGAUACCUCCGAUCAAAGAUUAAAUGCAUGAAAUGUCAAGAAACAUCUGAGCGGCGUGAGAAAAUGAUGGAUCUAACAGUUGAGAUUGAUGGGGAUAUUAGCACCUUAGAGGAUGCUUUGCGUCGAUUUACAAGGACUGAGAUAUUGGAUGGAGAAAACAAAUACAAAUGUGGCAGGUGUAAAUCUUAUGAGAGAGCCAAAAAGAAACUGAAAAUUACAGACCCUCCGAAUGUCCUUACAAUUGCACUAAAACGAUUCCAGUCAGGGAAAUUCGGGAAACUCAAUAAGUUGGUCAGGUUUCCAGAAACUCUAGAUUUGGCUCCGUAUGUCAGCGGAGGAAGUGAAAAAUCACACGACUACAAACUCUAUGGAGUUAUUGUUCACUUGGAUAUAAUGAAUGCGGCGUUUUCUGGUCACUAUGUUUGCUAUAUCAGAAACAGUCUAAACAAGUGGUACAAGGCUGAUGAUAGCACGGUAGUAACUUAUGAUGUUGAACGGGUCUUGACAAAGGGAGCGUAUAUGUUGUUCUAUUCAAGAUGCUCUCCGAUGCCUCCAAGAUUAGUAGUGUGUAAUAAAAUAGAAGCAUCCAAUAAAAAAAGCAGUGUGCCGGUACCUAGGACUACUGUAUCACGGUCUGUGUCUACUGCAAGUCCUGUGUUGUCUUCCAACACACCCGGUGGUGGUCGAUCUGGCAAUAUACAGUCGUUUUAUUCCAGUUUCCAGAGACUGCAGAGGAUUUUAGAAGAUGACUCGGCGAGUGACAGUUCUUCUCUCUUUGACAGCAACUCAGAUGAAUGCUCUUGUAGCACAGACAGUACAAGCAUGGACGACUUUGCUGAUUUCAUUUUUGGAGAUCAUCAAGGACGGGCUCAUGGACAUUCCGAGGCACCCUCUCCAACAUCAUCUUCUUCCUCGUCUUCUCCUCUCUUCACAAGGCAUUCGCCACUAGGUCGUUCUUCUCCAGAAACUCACGGAGCCUCGAGACAUCACUUGCCCUUGGGAGGAGAAAGGUAAGGGAAAAGAUGGUUUUUUUGUCCAAUGGCCCAAUUAAGUCAAAGUAGUAGAAGAAAGUAGAUUUACACGUAGAGGGGGGUGGUUUUAUUAACAAACCUUUUAGGCUUGGUGAAAGUGGUUAUUGACAAGUGGUAUAUAUAGUAGUGUACAGUGGGGAAGAGAGAUUUUGCCCAUGAAAAUGUAUCACCCGUAAUGGAACGGAAUUUACUUUUGUUGAUAAGUUCCUUUGAUUUUAUAAUAAAGCUAAUCUAAUCGUGCACACAA
Molecule: messenger RNA, 3637 nt
Organism: Eutrema salsugineum
Lineage: Eukaryota; Viridiplantae; Streptophyta; Magnoliopsida; Brassicales; Brassicaceae
Product: ubiquitin carboxyl-terminal hydrolase 16
Exons: 11
Coding region: 368-3373 (1001 amino acids)
Biological process (GO): protein deubiquitination
Cellular component (GO): nucleus; cytosol
Molecular function (GO): cysteine-type deubiquitinase activity; cysteine-type endopeptidase activity
Source: RefSeq, a predicted model, not a curated record